This is a messenger RNA of Meira miltonrushii, 978 nucleotides long. RefSeq lists its product as uncharacterized. The record is from RefSeq and is a predicted model, not a curated record. Bases 1 to 978 code for a protein of 325 amino acids. Lineage: Eukaryota; Fungi; Basidiomycota; Exobasidiomycetes; Exobasidiales; Brachybasidiaceae. The transcript has a single exon.
AUGGACAGGUCAUCUACUCCUCGUGCUUCUCAACAGCAACAAAGGCAGCAGGGAAGCAGUAGUAGUAGCACUGAUACCCGUUAUGGCAAUAUAGGAAUCGGACCACGUCGAGGAAAAAAUAGAAGUAGAAGUGGCAGCGAAGAAUUAUCACAAAUCAUUGCUGAAGCACAAGCAGCACAAAGAGCAAGAAAUGAACAAAAGACCCAUUCGAACGGCUUUUGGCCUUUAUCCAAUGGUUUUUCUAGACCUACUUCCGUCACUCCGACACCACACAACUUAAACGGAAAUGGUCAAUUGGAUGAGCAUACAGAAGGAGAGCAAUCGAGGACAACGUCUCCUGGACUACUUUCGUGGGUGCGAAAUGCGAUCAUGCUGGGCCCAUCAGGUCGCACGAUACCUUUUGAUGAGAAUAACGAUACAAACUCUCAAAAGCACCGAUUCUCGCAUACUGAUCCGAUCAAGCGCAAUCAAACGCCUUUGUUACCAGGAACUAUACCUUCCUUCCAUCAUAUCGAUCGACAAAAGAUGUUGGAACCUCCUUUGAUAAUCCGAGAAGGGCCAAGAUCGGAACGAAGUUCAAUCUCUUUCGAUGGCGCUUCGAGCGCAGGUCAUGAUUCUUUAGAAUCAUAUGAUUAUUCUGCAUCUAUUCGAAGAUCGUCCACAGUAUCUUCUGUAAGCACAGAAUCGUCCACUGUUGACUCGUUUCAUCGUACAGCAGGCACAGAUGCUACAAUCAACGACACCGAAGAUGAUGAUUCGGAUCAAGAAGAUAUUUAUGCACCUUUUGCACAAAGACAACAUGGUCCUUCCCUCAUUCGCCCAACGGCAAGGCGUGAGGCAUUAGGAUUCGGCCCGCCCUCUCCUCCCACAACGGCGCCGCAGAACGAAUUCCAAUACCGUACUCCAUCAACGGCACUAGGGCACAAAUAUGGGAUCACAGGAAGCGAACAUAAUCUAAAUAUAUCAGAAGGUGAGUAG